Molecule: messenger RNA, 387 nt
Organism: Striga hermonthica
Lineage: Eukaryota; Viridiplantae; Streptophyta; Magnoliopsida; Lamiales; Orobanchaceae
Source: the annotation of a GenBank genome assembly
AUGGAAUUUGAAACGAAAGAUGAUGUUAGGAAAUUCUACGUCGAUUACGCCACAAGGGUUGGUUUCGUGGCCCGAUUAGCGCAGAUCGAGGGUGGAAAUAUCACUCACUGCCUUGUUUGCAAAAAGCAGGGGAUCUCUUCCAGCCCGAAAGGUAAAAUGGGCCCGGAAGGGAAGCCGAGGCACAGUAUGCGUGAAGCUUGCGAGGCAAGGAUAUUGUUUAAGCUGGAGGAGUCUGGAAAGUGGGUGGUCACUGGAUUUUUCAAGGACCAUAACCAUGCUUUAGAUCUGGUAUGCCUUUUUUCUACUCAUAUUAGUGCAGUUUGGUUUAUACAAUUUUGUGAAAUCUGGUUAUGUGUCUUGAUCGAUACCAAUUUCAAGAACCCGUGA